Athalia rosae (coleseed sawfly) is the source of this 933-nucleotide messenger RNA. Its product is annotated as mitochondrial pyruvate carrier 2-like. Gene Ontology annotation, biological process: pyruvate import into mitochondria. The record is from RefSeq and is a predicted model, not a curated record. Bases 257 to 631 code for a protein of 124 amino acids. The transcript has 4 exons. Lineage: Eukaryota; Metazoa; Arthropoda; Insecta; Hymenoptera; Athaliidae. Gene Ontology annotation, molecular function: pyruvate transmembrane transporter activity. Gene Ontology annotation, cellular component: mitochondrial inner membrane.
CGCAUUCACUCGCAUUCACCCGCGUUAGGUGUCACGUCGCGCGUAUGUCUGCCGCGUGCCUUAGAAAAGGAAACAAUUUAAAUUAAAGUACACAUACACACACUGUAAGAUAGGAAAAACAACUAUCUAAGUAAUUAAUGAAACAUUGUUGAAUGAAUAUACUAUAGGGUAUCAGAACGUGUAAUUCCGAUAUCGUAACAUUGAACGUCAUCGAAUAUCCGAACAAUUUUGAUAGUGAUUAAAUAAAUAAAUAAAAAUGUCGGUUGUCUACAAAACUUCUAUGACGGCUAUUGGGAAAUACGUACCGAAUAAAUUACAGCCACUGUGGAAUCAUCCGGCUGGUCCACAGACGAUAUUUUUUUGGGCACCAGUAUUCAAGUGGGGGUUGGUAAUCGCUGGGCUUAGCGAUCUGAAGAGGCCCGCCAGUGAGCUAUCGAUAUCCCAGUCUGGUGCGUUGGGUUUAACGGGACUUAUAUGGACCAGAUAUUCUGUGGCUAUAAUACCAAAGAACUAUGGUCUAUUCAGUGUUAAUUUAUUCGUUGCCUGCACAGCUCUUUACCAAGUAUCCAGAGCGAUAAAGUACCAAAGAGAGCAGGCAGCGAUUGAAGCUAAGCAAACCGAAACUAAAUGAAUUCCUAUCGACCAUACUAGAAAAAUUACAAAUUAAUGUGGGUAACAUGAGUGGUAUUGGUGUAGCGAAGAAAAAGGGAAAAUUUAGUAACAAAUACAUCCACGAAUAGAGAAAUUUAGCGGCAGAUAUACGCGAUACAGAAUAUGAAGAAGAAUUUUUUGUGUUCCAUCAUCAUUGAAAAGAAAGUUUUGCAAAUUUUUGGUUUUAAAGUCCUUCGGCGAUUAUGUCAUACCAUGUUUAAUGGAAAUAUAAUGAAAAAUAUAACAAGCGGAAGCUGGUCUUCUGUAUUUUUGAAACUAUAA